Molecule: messenger RNA, 634 nt
Organism: Panicum hallii
Lineage: Eukaryota; Viridiplantae; Streptophyta; Magnoliopsida; Poales; Poaceae
Product: cysteine-rich and transmembrane domain-containing protein WIH2-like
Exons: 2
Coding region: 162-404 (80 amino acids)
Cellular component (GO): plasma membrane
Source: RefSeq, a predicted model, not a curated record
UCGAUCGAUGCGCGUCUCGCCGGCUGCUCUCUAUAUAUAUACAGGAAGAACGAUAUGAUCAUCCAUCCAUCCACCUCGCCCACCCCUCUGCCGUCUGACUGCCCGUUCUUGCUUGCGUACUCGCGUCGAACUUGACAGCUGAUCCAUCCGGUCGAUCGGUCAUGAGCUACCAAGCAGGCUACCCGCCGCCGGGCACCGCCGCGUACCCUCCGCCCGGGCAGCAGGCCUACGGCGCGCCCCCGCCGCAGGCCUACGUCGCGCCGCCGCCGGCGUACCCGCCGUCCCAGGACGCCGGCGCGUACGGCCAGCAGCAGCACCAGACCACCAGCCGCGGAGGCGACGGCUUCUGGAAAGGAUGCUGCGCCGCCAUCUGCUGCUGCUGCGUCCUGGACAUGUGCUUCUGAGGACGACGACGGGGCAGAGAGCCAUCGCCGCCAUGAUCGACCAGGCCUCGCUGAUCGAGCUACUCUGCUUGCUGUGUUAAUUACACUUACAUACAUCUUGAUAGAGUCAUUAGUCUUCGUUGUUGUGGUUUGUAAUUUGUACCCCGUACGUAUGGAGUAGCAUAUAUAUAUAUAUAUAAAUGUUCCCCUGUUAUUCCAUGAUUUUCAACAUGACAUUACUUAUUCUCCAA